AUGAAAAAUACAGAAGCAUAUGAUUAUCAAGAAUUACAAUUGUAGAUUAAGAUGCAAAAAAAAGAUGAUUUGAACUGGCUUUAGAAAAUGAACAAGAAUUUUACAAAUACUCAUUCAGGUUAAUGA
Messenger RNA from Paramecium primaurelia, 126 nucleotides. The record is from the annotation of a GenBank genome assembly. Lineage: Eukaryota; Ciliophora; Oligohymenophorea; Peniculida; Parameciidae.